UGCCCGGGCAACCUUAGCCAUAGCGUGUGCACGUCCCUGGCCCUAAUCAAAAUACAUGAAAAAAGAAUAGGGCAACAUGAGAUCGAGGUGGCUUGUGUGGAGUGCAUGACAACUGUUGUCAUCAUAAAUUGUUGGAAACACGAUGACAUCACAAUGCCCAAGUAGAUAUAGCCAGGUGUUCUGUGAAACUUGUCAUUGUACAACUACAUGCAAAAUGGGAUCGUGCUUCUCUUGUUUAAAGGUAUGUUUAUUAUAUGAUCUAAUAUCAGAUCGUGUUGAAUAGCUUUAAGUAUAUAGGAAUAAGAAUAUUAUACUAUAAUAACUUAAAUCACAAUGAAUUAUUUGAUCAAAAUAGUAAAAUCACACACAUACCUACUUCUGAUCACUGAUUCAAAUGGAAGAAAGCCAUGGGUGCUUUUUUGAUUAAGUAAACUGCAGUACUGCUGUCUUCUAAGAGUUUAGAAAAAACGAUCUGUGGCAUUUUCACACCAGCAGAAUACUGGGCCUGAACGUUAUUUUAUUUCAAGACAGUGCACAACUGUGGUAGUACAAGUUGCUUUCACAAAUACAUCAGUCAAAAUAAACUCUGCUGUGUCUCCAAACAGCCCAAAAAGGCCAAAAAGCUAAAAAAGCACAAAGCUCAAUCAGCUGUGAAUGAAGACAGGAUCAAGGCAGAUGUGCAGAGUUCAACUCCUCCGUCCAUCUCCUUCCACCAUGCUCCAUCAAAAGCUGAGAGCCUCCUGCCAGCUUGCUCCACCUCGGCAAAGCAGGACAAGAAGAUGGGACUGGAGCAUCAAUCCUGCAGUUCCCUCUCUCCUUCCUCUAGCCCGCCCCCCUCUCUUCAUUCCCUUUCUCCCUCAAACUCCCUAGAUUUCCCUGCACCAGACUCUCUUUCCUUGUUGUCUGGGGCAUCUAGCCUCACCUCACUCCACCUCUCCUCUCUCUUUCCUUCUCAGACCAGCCUUUUACCUGACUGCCUCACUACACCUACCCCUUUCCCACCCCGACCCCUAAACUGAUUCAUGUCCUCCCCAUGUCCCCCAUCUCCCAUCCUAACCCCACCCCGUCAUCUCCAGUCCUUUUCCUCACGGCAGUGAUAGCUGAGUCUCCUAUUGACUCCCAUCCAGCCUCCCUGUGCCCUCUAACCCCCUCACCACUGCCUCUGUCUCCCAUCCAUUGCCUUCUUACCCCUAGCCCCUCCCCGGUCCCUCUCCCUGCUCCUAUUCUCCUGGAGCUCCCCACACCUGCCGGCAGCUCCCCCAGCUCCGCUGGGUCCUCUGUCACCCAGGACCAAAGCAGCAGUGCAAGUCCAGAGAGAAGGCAAUAUGACCCUCCAACAGUCCUCUGCGUCUCUCGACAGUGCUGUGGCUGUCCAGGACUUGUCCACCACAACAAAGCAACAAGCAGAUCUCAUGUCCACCCUCAAGAGUCUACUCAGCUUUCUGGACUUUCAGAGUGGGCAGGGAGAAGGAAAAGACAGGAUCAAGCUGCUGGGGUUGCCUAAUAUCGGAAACACAUGCUUUCUUAAUGCAACCCUGCAGUGCUUGUUUGCACUUCCGGAAUUCUCCACCAACAUCGUGAGGCAGGAAGAGAUCUGGGGGCCUGCUUCCUCUUCAGUUUUACUGAGAUGCUUCCAUGAACUCCAGGCAGCCAGAAACUACACCAGUACGGGCAGGAAAACUUCCAAAAAUCUCAAAAAGAAGAUUCUGUACAGGGUCAAGAACUGUCUAGCACAAUACAACGACAGUUACCUCGAAAAUUACGAGCAGGACGCACACGAGCUCCUUAUAUUUGUCCUCUGCCAGCUAAAGGCUGAGGGGGAGUCUCUGAGGCAUUACAUCUGCCCAGUGGCCAGCCUGGAGUUUAAUAUGCAGAUCGAACGCACCUGCUGCAGGUGUGGAGAGAAGGUUUACAGAGAAGAACCUUUCAACUUCCUGUCCCUAGAGUUGACUCCAUGCCUUAAGAAAAGUUUGUGUCUGUACUUCAAGGCAGCAGAUGUGGAGUGCAGAUGUGAGCUGUGUCUGGGUGAGCAGGCGUCUGUGGUCAGCAAGCUCCUCUCCCUUCCCCGUGUUCUAGUUCUCCAUAUGAAGAGGUUCAGUUUUGAGGAUGGGAAACUGGUCAAAAGGACUGAAGACAUGGCCAUCCCAGGAAUUAUACCACUGUCCUGUAUCUCAGUCUGUGGGGAUGAAACAUCCAAAUGGACAACCCAGGAGACACUGGAGUCUACCGCCUGUCUGGGAUCAUCUCUCAUGUGGGAGACAGCAUGAACUCCGGCCAUUACAUCAGUGACGUUGCCCAGGGCCAGGGUGAUGGAUGGCUCACUCUGGAUGACACCAAUGUGAUAAGAGCAGACGAGGCCAUGGUGCGGGGGGAUUGUGCAUCUCUGGCCUACAUCCUGUUCUACACCUACAGUCUUACUAGUUUUAGUGGAGAAGGUGAAGGACACUAGAACACCAGGGGCCCACUAGACUACCAGGAGCCCACCAUUCACCAUGGGCCCUCUAUCAACCAGGAUCCCCCUCUCCACCAGCGGCCUGCUAGACCACCAGGGGCCCGCUAGACCAGGGGUUCCCAACCUUUUCCCCAGGAGACCCCUAAUUUAACUUUCAAAAUCCUUAACGACCCCCCGUCCCGCAUUUACUAUUAGUUAAUCAGUGUUAGAUGAUUUUUUGUCUGAAGAUGGUCCAAGGAAAGCACCACAAUGAAAAGAGUUGACUUUGUUUAUUAGAUCGAGCUGCUCGGAUCAGGUCACCGUAUCAGGCAGAGUGGUUGGCAUGAGUGAGAAACAUGUCUCUCAUCAAUCAAACAGGAAUUACUGUUAUCUCUUCUCAAGUUUUUAAUAAAUGCAACAACAGCAGAAUAAUAAACAUAACAAGCUACGAUUCAGAAGGAUAUUUUUUUCUUUGCAGCACCAGGCUCCAUUUUCUGCUCUUAUUUAUAAUAAUAAAAUAAUAGAAGCAAAUCAGAAUCUACUCAAUCGCAUUGAAAAUAUAUUCUCCCCGUGUCUUUGACAAAUUAGUAUACAAAAGAAUGUCCUGCUUUAUUUCGGCGUCUUCAAUGUACUGCACAUAUGCAGUGAGUACUGCUUCAUCUGCCACAGUAGAAAUGUCAUCAAGUUGGAUAGAAAAUGGGUACAUCUUUAACUUUUCAACUAACGUCUUCUCAACAUCAUCUGCCAAUGUGUAGAUUCUGGCUUUUACUGUAUUAUUUGAUAAAGGUAUAGUUUUACGUUUGGAAGCCUAUACUAUUUCUACCAUUUUUACACAAGCGGGUUUAAUCAGUUUCCCAGUGAUGUGUGGCUUUUUGGAUUUGACCAUUAAGAAAGCACACUCAAAAGAUGCUGUUGCCUGUCUGUUUUCAUUUCCAGCUCUAGUAAAAGCCUCUCUGAUGUCCUGGGGCCUGUUUGAUAUAACCAGUUCUUUUUUCCUAAGGAAAAUUUCACUGGGUAUACCAAUUGUCUGUGGAUAAGCAGGAAACACACAUUAGACAGUUGCACAACUGAUGCAACACAACUGCCAUCAGGGAAAAGUGAGACAGCUUUUAUACUGUAUAUUGAUGCAUUGCCUACCUGCCCAAACUUACUCCAGAGAUAGAAAUUGAAAACCCUAGAAGUAGUUAACCACCAAAUAAAUACGUUUGUUAUACUAUCUGACUGACUUCAUUUUUCUGAU
Messenger RNA from Hypomesus transpacificus, 3671 nucleotides. RefSeq names its product ubiquitin carboxyl-terminal hydrolase 37-like. The record is from RefSeq and is a predicted model, not a curated record. Gene Ontology annotation, molecular function: cysteine-type endopeptidase activity; cysteine-type deubiquitinase activity. Gene Ontology annotation, cellular component: nucleus; cytosol. The transcript is spliced from 12 exons. NCBI's taxonomy places the organism in Eukaryota, Metazoa, Chordata, Actinopteri, Osmeriformes, Osmeridae. Gene Ontology annotation, biological process: protein deubiquitination; G1/S transition of mitotic cell cycle. Bases 1326 to 2267 code for a protein of 313 amino acids.